AUGAACUCUACAUUGUCUUCCUGUCUUAUGGUGGUUCUCUCGGUCGUUCUGAUGAUUUUAAACAAGAACAAUGGCUGGAAAAUGCGUUUGGCAAAUAAGCUUCAACGUUCAUUUUCUAAAAUGACCAAACAUGUACCGAUAUCUACUGGUUUUCGACUGGAAGAAUCCAAGCAUUUUAAUAACCCGGUAGGACUCUCAGAGGUGUAUGAUUCGCUGAUUUAUUUGCAAGAAUACCGGGCCAGAGCACUCAAAUACAAUGCAACGCUUUACCAUAUGUCCAAAAGUGUAAAUCCGGCCCAAAUCGAGCAAUUGAGGGCUCUGCAGUACUUUGAAAAACUCGAGCAAAUCAAUGAUGCUAUCGGUGACAAUAGCUCGACUACGCAGCUUAUUGUGGAGAACUCACUCAUCAAACUGCUGCGUAACAAUCAACUCGAUAAUGAAUACGGUAAAGAGCUGCUUUCUGUUGCCAAAGGUUUGGGUUUCGAGGUAGAUAGCCAGUCAGCUUUGAAGCGGAUUUCAGUGCACAAACUUACGCUUUCUCCAAGUUCGAAACAAUCGCGCGUCAAUGAAGCCAUUUCCCAUAUGUGUCGAGACUGGCACUCCAGUUUUCAGUCAGAGCGCCAACCACUGGUUGAUUUUAUCCAAUCAAGACUCAAGGGCCUCAAACUAAAAGGUAAGACACUACUGGUGGUGCCUGGAUCGGGACUAGGAGGACUGGCCUACGAAAUCGCCUGUGCUUUCUCCACCUUCGACGUCCACUCUGUUGAACUCUCCACGCUAAUGUAUCUCUGCAACGAAUUUGUGCUAGACUAUGACGGCACAGUCAACAUCAAACCGUUCGCACAACACUUCUCGGGUCAGCUUUCUGUACAACAACAGGUGACUGGAUUUGACAUAAACCUAUCCAAAAUCCGCAGGCCCGCAAACCUUAAAGUUCAUCUAGGCAAUUUUUGUGACUUUCAACCUGGUGCUACUUACGACAACAUAGUGGUGCUGUCUGCGUUCUUCAUAGACACAGCGGAAAAUGUAUUUGAUUACUUUGAUGCUAUUGAAGGACUCAAGAGUUUCUGCUUGAAGCUACACUGGAUAAACAUAGGCCCAUUGAAGUAUGGAACCAGGCCUAAAGUACAGUUCACGGAUGAAGAAUUGAAAAGUUUGCGCAGCAUUAGAAAAUGGAAAGAUCUCUACCACGACGCUGAUACUAAAAAGCUAUGCGGCUAUGUCACAAACGAAAAGUCCUUGUAUCAAGGUUAUUACGGACUGGUUAGAUUUCAUUCAGUAUAUACGGGAGAAUGA
Lachancea lanzarotensis is the source of this 1296-nucleotide messenger RNA. RefSeq names its product LALA0S01e04830g1_1. Bases 1 to 1296 code for a protein of 431 amino acids. The transcript has a single exon. Gene Ontology annotation, molecular function: S-adenosylmethionine-dependent methyltransferase activity. Lineage: Eukaryota; Fungi; Ascomycota; Saccharomycetes; Saccharomycetales; Saccharomycetaceae. The record is from RefSeq and is a predicted model, not a curated record.